Cynara cardunculus var. scolymus (artichoke) is the source of this 1285-nucleotide messenger RNA. Its product is annotated as hyoscyamine 6-dioxygenase-like. Lineage: Eukaryota; Viridiplantae; Streptophyta; Magnoliopsida; Asterales; Asteraceae. Bases 34 to 1059 code for a protein of 341 amino acids. The transcript is spliced from 4 exons. The record is from RefSeq and is a predicted model, not a curated record.
GUAGACAAAUAGAUUAUAUCAUUCAGAAGAGCCAUGGACAAGCUCCUCUCAAGUUGGUCUGCCACCGUCGAAUCCUUGCCGGAAAAUUACGUUUUUCCGGUCGAUUCAAGACCCGGAGAUGCAGCGGUCCCCAUCUGCAACACUCUUCCCGUGAUCGACCUCGAGACAACACUUUCUCGUGAUCGACAAAAUGCAGUUCAACAAAUUCUUGAAGCUUGUCAAGAUUUUGGAUUCUUUCAGGUUAUCAACCACGGAAUAGAUGACGAUCUGGUGAGCGACACGAUGCGGGUUGUUAAGGAGUUUUUCGACAUGUCGAACGAGGACAAAGCAAGUGUUUACUCGGAAGAUCCGAGUAAAAAGUGUAGGCUCUACACUAGCACUUAUGACUACGAGAACAAAGAGAUUCAUUUAUGGCGAGAUAAUCUACGACACCAUUGUCAUCCCAUCAACGACUUCAUUCACUUGUGGCCUGAAAAGCCCGCUAGAUAUCGAGAUAUUGUAGGGAGAUAUUCGCUUGAAGUAGACAAGUUGUCAUCAAGGAUAUUGGAGAUAAUAUGUGAAGGACUUGGGCUUGGGCACAGAUAUUUUGGGGAUGGGCUUACUGGGGCCCAAUUGUUUUCAGCCAAUCAUUACCCACCAUGCCCAAGCCCAAGUUUGGCCUUGGGUUUGCCUAAGCAUUGUGAUGCCAAUCUCAUCACUUUUCUUCUCCAAGAUGAAAUAUAUGGGCUUCAAGUUUAUAGAAAUGGAGAAUGGGUUGGUGUUGAGCCCAUUUCCAAUGCCUUUGUGGUUAUCCUUGGUCAUCAAGCCCAUGUUAUCAGUAACGGAAAGCUGACAAGUCCAGAACAUAGAGCGAUAACAAAUUCGACAGAUCAUCGAACAUCAAUUGUCUACUCCAUCAAUCCAAAGCCUGACAGCAUCAUAGAGCCCGCUAAAGUUCUCGUUAACGACUCUAAUCAACCACUCUAUCGAGCUUUUCAGUUUAAAGAAUUUAUUAAAGUCUACGAAGUGAAGAAAGAUUACAACGAAGGAGCGUUGGAGGAUUUUAAGGUCGAAGCAUGACGAAGCACAAGCAUAUGCUUAUCUUUAUUUUCAAAUAAAAUGCAUGCCUUAUGGAGUUGUGCUCGGACAGGUCCUUAGAGGGCGGGGUCUGAAGUAUCAAAAAGUGAUCUUAGUCAAGGUUUAACUAACUGGGUCUGUUUUCUUUGUAAUGCAUACACCAGACAUUGUUUGUGCUUUGACCAGGGUUAACCGUUGAACCGAACUUUUGAAUGAUCAGUCAUUUGUC